Penicillium atrosanguineum is the source of this 606-nucleotide messenger RNA. RefSeq names its product mitochondrial 54S ribosomal protein mL58. Gene Ontology annotation, molecular function: structural constituent of ribosome. Bases 1 to 606 code for a protein of 201 amino acids. Gene Ontology annotation, cellular component: mitochondrial large ribosomal subunit. The transcript has a single exon. The record is from RefSeq and is a predicted model, not a curated record. Lineage: Eukaryota; Fungi; Ascomycota; Eurotiomycetes; Eurotiales; Aspergillaceae.
AUGGCUACCUCGAUCGUGGCCCCCAAGCGGCCUUUCCUUACCCUGCCGUUUCUGCUCCCUUCUUGGACGGAUUCUCUAGCGCUAGGGUCACGACGUUAUCAAUCUUCAUACCGACGCACCAAGCAACGUCUACGUGUUAAGCCGGAUGCCUCCUUCGGCCCGUCUCACGCCGGACAGGACCAGAUCAUCUACAAUCCGCCAUCCAGUGCUCCUACAGCCUAUCACACUCCUAACAAAUUCCUGCCCGCCGAUGAUGCUCGCAGAUCGAUGCUUGUCGAGAGCUUAAACUCCGUUACAUCCAAUGUCAGCGAACUCCCGGGCGUGUACAAGAGCGAGGCCGAGCGGAAAUACCACCUGACACCCUCGGACAUCGAAGAAAUCCGCAAUCUUCGAAUGAAUGAUCCUAUGACCUGGAGCAGAUACAAGCUGGCUAAGCGGUUUGAGUGCUCGCCGAUCUUCAUUGCCAUGGUUUGCGAGGCCAGCCCGGAAAAGAAGCAGAUGCAGAAGCAGGUGUUGGAAGCAGUGCAAUCACGAUGGGGUGUGAAGCGACGGAUGGCCAGGGAAGACCGACAGCUUCGUCGGGAGGCUUGGGGUCGGGAUGAGUGA